UAAAAAAUUCAAAUGGAUUUUAGCAACUCAGUUUAAAUUACAAAAUAUUUAAAACCUUAAGUUAAAUAUUUUAUUAUUAAUUAUUUUGUAUAAUACUUUUAAGAAUAAAUUGUAACAUGAAGUGCAUUUUUGUAGAGAAAGGUGUAUAAAUACAUGAGUACUUUUAAGAAGUGCAAGAUAAGGCUUCUGUUUUUAGCACCAGACUCUCAUGAUUAAAAAUAGCAGGGCGUGAGAGCCCUGUAACUCCCCCCAACUAACCCACAACCAUCUGCACACCAAGAGUGAACUAAACAAGAAGCGAGAAACUUUUAUUACAAACAAACACACUGGCUAACAGUCUGAAUCUCUGAGAUAACAAACUUCAGAUCAUUUACAUUUAACGUUACAGCCAUUUUGGCAGCUCCUCGCGGGCAACACGUGUGUCAUGAAUACGCCGGUGACUCUUCUAUCUUUCAAAGUAGAGCACUAGGAAGAGAGCAAAAGACGGAUGUAACACAAUGAACCGCGUCGCCGUUUAACGCCUGUUUAACUGGAAUCACAUGUGGUUGUUUUAUGCUUUGGAGGAUUCAUACCUGUAUUUAUUGAUCGGGAUCGGCUCUCAAGCGUACAGUAGCGUGAAAGUCUCUGAAGGAUUUUUAAAGGUUUCUAAUGGGAUCACAAGGGCCAGGACGUAAACGGACCCCCAGCAAAAAUGGGAUGACUGGUGAGGAAGAUGCCCUCAACUUGAUUGCAAGAGAGGCUGAAGCCCGUUUGGCAGCUAAGAGGGCGGCCCGUGCAGAAGCGCGUGAGAUCAGAAUGAAAGAACUGGAAAGACAACAGAAAGAGAUUUAUCAGGUGCAGAAGAAAUACUAUGGGCUGGAUAACCUGGACAACAAAUUUGGGGACAUUGAGCAGUGGAUGGAGGACAGUGAACGGUAUACACGCCUCUCACGGAGACAUGCUUCGGUGUCAGAUGAUGAAGAACGGAUGUCAGUGGGGAGCAGGAGCAGCAUGCGGCUGGACUUGGAUGCUCCUGGUGCUUAUGGCGGGCUUUCCCAGGCCACCUCCUCCUCUCAUUCACAGAAGAAGUCUAAGAAAAAGAAGAAACAUUCUUCCAAGACUAGCAACGGCUAUGAUGAUGAUCUCAGCCCAUUAUCUAGUCGGAACUCCAGACUCAGUGAUGAGAGCAAAAGGUCUCGCUCCUCGAGACUUGAUCUGCAGUCGAGUCUCUACAAUUCUGAACCAUACAGCAGCAGUAAUUAUUCCUCUAAACAUCAAGGCCUCUCCUACAAUGGCUACCAGGGCUCUGUAUAUGAGGACAGUCUCUACAGCGGCUCUCGACGCUCCGUUGCUCGUACUUCAUCUGAAUACAGAGGUUCAAGCUCUAGGACCUCAUCCAGGGCAAAUUCUGCGUGCGGCAGCCCUGUGGAGGACUGCAGCAGUUCAGUGUCUAGUUAUAUACGCAGCGGUAGUAUCAGUGGUCUUUCUAGAGAUCUUGACCAUGUCAUUAUCCCUGACCUGCCGGAUGUUAAUGGAAGACUGUCUAUGACUGAUGACCGGAUAGAGCGUGACUACUUGGAAAAGGGCUCUUCACGAGCAUCCACGAUAUCUGGCGCCACUCUUACCUCUCUGGGUGGGACGUCCUCACGAAGAGGAAGUGGAGAUACAACCAUCACUGCAGACACAGAAGCCUCUAUACGGGAAAUCAAGGAGAUCCAUGAGCUUAAGGAUCAAAUUCAAGAUGUGGAGGCGAAGCACAUGCAGAACCUCAAAGAGAUGAAGGAUUCCUUGUUGGAAGUCGAGGAUAAGUAUCGGAAGGCCAUGGUAUCCAAUGCACAGCUAGACAAUGAGAAAACCAAUCUGAUAUAUGAAGUGGACACUUUAAAAGACUCUUUAAUGGAACUGGAGGAAAUGCUCUCUGAAACACGCCGUGAGCUUGAGGAGAAGAGUAAGGACCUUGAACGAGAGAAGCAUGCACAUAGUAUACUUCAGUUUCAGUUCAGUGAAUUAAAAGAGACGUUGAAACAAAGUGAAGAACUGCUAACUGAAAUCCGUCAGUUACGAAUGAAGCAAGACAGCUUUGUUAGAGAGAUUUCUGACCUUCAGGAAACUAUUGAAUGGAAGAAUAAAAAAAUUGGGGCAUUAGAGAGGCAGAAGGAAUUUUCUGAUGCCAUUCGAAAUGAGAGAGACGAACUCAGAGAUGAGGUCGUUCAGCUCAAAGAUAUUUUAAAGAAACAUGGUAUUGUUCUUGGACCCGAUCUAACCACCAAUGGAGAAACAGGUGAAGAACUGGGACAGGGCGACCAGAAUUCUCAAACAUCGUCUGCUGAGAUCCGAGAGGGCAGUAGUGUACUAGGCACUCAACAGUUGAAGAUCUGUAAAGACCAAAAAGAUUUGGAUGAGGAGGUGCAAGAGAAUCAUGACUCGUUGAUUUCUACAAAGACAUCUUUAGAAACAAAUGACAAUGGAGACCUUAGGGAUGAAGUGAACCAAAGUGUAGAGCAGCAGUCUGAUAACAAACAGUCUGAAGAACCUCCAAGUUCUGUUGAUAAUGAUGAGGUAACUACAACCAGUCCUAUGGUUGAGAUCAAAGCAGAACAGCUUGUAUUGGAAGACUCAAGAGAUAAUACUGUGGAAUCAGAGUGUGAGGUUCACACCGAUGGACCUGUGGAGGAAAAUCAACAAGAGACCACUAUAUGUGCCAAACAUAGUCAGAAAAUUGAAAAAGAAACUUCUGUAGAAUCAGUCUCUGGUCCAGUGCUUGAUGAAAAUCAACCAAGUGAGUCAGUAAGCAAGCCUGUGGAGAAACCUGCUGAAUCAUCUGAAAAAGAGAAAGCUCCACAGACUCAAGGUGCCAGUGCUUCAAAUAAAAAGAGGAGAAAGAAAAAGAAAGGCAAACAGAAACAGAAACAAAAUGAUAAGCAGGAUAGUGAAACAAAGAUAUGUGAUACAAGUGAAAAGAUUUUAAAUGAGGAUAAUCCAGACCAAAAACUGGAAAGUGAUCCAGAGGGAAGCCAUGAAGAGCAACUAGGGAAUGACGCAUCUACAGCAGUGCAUACAGAAGUCCCAGCUGAUUCACAUGACGAUACAAGAAACAUUAAAACAGACCGUGAUGAAAUAAUAAGCAUGGAUACAGUACCUGCAGAUGAUGCUAGAGAUCAGUUUCGAGUAAUCACAGAUGUGGUUGAUUCAGGAGAAACUUCUAACCCCAAAACAGAUUUUGAUUGUCCUGAAUCUGCAACUGUCAACAGUAUCUCUAACCUAACAGAAGUUAAUAAUGACCAAACUAAAGAUUCAACAAAUCUUGCCCAAGAAAUUUCUUCAGACAAAGAAGCUUUACUGUCUCAUGAACUUUCUGAUAAGUCCAUGGAUGCUGUUGAUAGGUGUGUGGAAAAUCUUGAGUCCAGCAGUAUUUCUAAUAAUAUUGAGAAGUCUUUGUUGGUGGAUGACAAGGAAGGGAAGAGCCAUGUGGACAGUGAUGGAGUAGAAGAGAAGCCAAGGAUUCAAAUUAUUGAUCCAGGAGAGACCACUUUCCCUGGAGAUCACGAUGAGUCAGCUCCAAUAUGUCAUUCCUCUUCAUCUGUUAUAGAGAAAGUAGAAAAUGAAUGUGAAAAGCUAAUCCAGGAACAACCAACAAUACCCACUGAUCAGGAGUUGGAAAACAAUCUCCAAAAUACUAUUGAAGUGGAGCAGAAAGAGAUUAAGACACAGACGGAUCAAGCUGAAUUGGUUGAAGAAGCUCUUAUAAUGCCUAGCAGAGAAGUAUUCAGUGGAGACAAUAAUAUAGACACUGCUGUAACUGAAUCUCAGGUUCCAGAAAAGUGUGAAGGUGAGGAAGAAAGAUCAUUGCAUGAUGAGCUUCCAGCUGAGGUUCAAUGUACUGGAGAGAAUGAGGCAGAUCAGGAAUCAAUAGAGUUAGGAGACUCCCACCAUGAAUCCAAGUUAGAAAAAGGUGAGGAUGAGAACAAAACAUCAUGCCAGGGUCAGGUUAUGCUUGAUACACCGCCUGAGGAUAAGGAUAUUAUGGUGGGAAAAGGUGAGGAGGAUGGCAAGAAAACAUCAGUCCAAGAUGAGGUUAUGGUUAAAACGCAACCAACUGGAAAGGUUGAAGAUAUUGUGCUGAAGAAAGGUGAUGAGGAUAUAAAGGAAAAAUCAGUCCAAGAUCAGGUUAUGGUUGAAACCCAACCACCUGGGGAGAAUGAAGAUAUUCUGGUGGGAAAAACUGAGGAGGAUGAAAAGAAAGAAUCAGUUCAAGGUCAGGUUAUGCUUGAUACGCAAGUUUCUAUGGAGGAUAAGGCUAUUCUGGUGGAAAAAGUUGAGGAAGAUGAGAAGGAGAGAUCAGUUCAGAAUCAGGUUAUGCUUGAAACACAACCGACUGAAAGGGAUGAAGAAAUUCUGUUGGAAAAGGAUAAGGAGAAUGAGAAGGAAGGAUCAGUCCAAGAUCAGGUUAUGCUUGAAACAACUGGGAAGGAUGAAGACAUUCUGCUAAAGAAAGGUGAGGGUGCGCAUGAGAAGGAAGAAUCAGUCCAAGGUCAAAUUAUGCUUGAUAAACAACCACCUGGAGAGAACAAAGAUAUUCUGGUCGAACAAGGAGAGCAAGAUGAAAAGGAAGAACCAGUUCAAGAUCAGGUUAUGAUUGACACACAGCUGUCUGGAGAGGAUGAAGGCAUUUUGGUUGAGUCAGUUACAGUUUCUCCAGAGCAGAAGGAAGAAGAGGAGGAAGAUGAAGGAGAGGCAUUUGAUUUUGAUGAAAUGGAUCUGGAAGCAUCAUCAGAAGACCCUUUGAAACAAUGUAAAAAUAAACCAAAUGAAGAAGUUACUCUUCUAAAAGAAAGCAUGCAAGAAGACCAGAUUAAAAAAGAUGGUGAACCUCUGGAACCAAAAAACCAAAUGGAUGAUGGACAAACCAUUCAAAACCCACAAACAACAACAGAGGUAGAAGCUUGUUUAACAGAGGACAGUCAAGUUGACCAGAAAGACAUUGAACCUAAUCAACAACAGCAUGAUAAGUCUGAAAGUAAAGAAUGUACAUUUGAGGAACAUAAGCAAGGAUCAGAAGAACUGAGGCACAAUGAAGGAGCUGAUCUUACCUCAGAAAUAGAGACAAAAAAUGUAGAACAGGAGAAGAAUAGUAACAUUAUACAAGAAGACCAGGAACCAAACAUAUCAAGAGAGCAGGAAGUUGAAAAACCAACAGCAGGGAACGGCAAGGAAGAUGAUAGAAAGGAGUCUAAGAAAAGUGCCAAGAAAGGGAAAGGCAAGGGGAAAGAAGACUGUAAAAUGUCUUAAUGUGCCAUGAAUGUGCUGAUUUGAUUUACACAACAUGUAUUCAACAAGUAACAGUGCACUUACGAAGAUAACCAAUGAUACUGUUGUGAAACUUUAAAGACUUCUGAGAAUCCUGGAAAUCCAUCUAAGUAAUGUCAUGUUAUUUCAUUACAACCGUUUUCAUUGCAAAUAUUUGUGAUAUACAUAAAUAUUUUACAUCAAAACUGCUGAAUGCACUCACAGGUCAAACAGACUGCUUGAAAUUUCAGUCAUUCACACAUCAGAUUCUGGAAGUAAUGAGUAAAAAUAUCAUAUUUAUUUUAUAAUUAAUUUUACAAAAGCUUGUAAUAAAGUGUUUUUUAGAAUGAUGAAUAAAGGUUUUUGUUACUGUUUUUUCAAGUUACCAUCCUGUUGUGUCUGCCAGUCAUGAGUAGCAGUGAGACCUGUCAGCUUUUGAAUUCAAGUGUUUUCCAUUGAAUGUAUGCCAUAAUGUAUGUUGUUUAAUAUGAGGUAAAUAAAGUCUUUGUGUCACUUUA
Misgurnus anguillicaudatus (oriental weatherfish) is the source of this 5783-nucleotide messenger RNA. RefSeq names its product leucine rich repeat (in FLII) interacting protein 1a (gene lrrfip1a). The record is from RefSeq and is a predicted model, not a curated record. Gene Ontology annotation, biological process: regulation of transcription by RNA polymerase II. Lineage: Eukaryota; Metazoa; Chordata; Actinopteri; Cypriniformes; Cobitidae. Gene Ontology annotation, molecular function: RNA polymerase II cis-regulatory region sequence-specific DNA binding; DNA-binding transcription factor activity, RNA polymerase II-specific.